UGUUGCUGCCUGGAUCUUCUUCCUGCCGGACGGACUCCGCGGGGAUGUCCGUGCAGGUUGCCUGUCUGUCGUUCCGGCAGCCGUACGCCGGUCUGGUUCUGGACGGGGUGAAGACGGUGGAGAGCCGCUGGAGGCCGCUGCUGGCCCCGCUGGAGAGCCGCACGCUGGCCGUGCACGUCGCGCAGCGGGACUGGGAGGGAGAGGAGUGGCGGGCGGUGCUGAGCGACGCGCUGGGGAUGAACCGGCCGCAGAUAGAGGCGCUCCUGGAGUCCGCGGAGAGGUUCGGCCGCGGCGUGGUGGCAGGGCUGGUGGAUGUGGGCGGGACUUGGCUGUGCCCCGCCUCCCCGCCGGAGGAGGAGCUGCGGCAGCUGGAGAGAUCGGCCGUUCUGAUUGGUCUGGAGGGGAAGCACCUGACCCGUCUGACCAACCCGCGCUGGCUGCAGGCGCCGCUGCCCGCCAGAGGCUGCAGAGACGUCUGGACUGUGGAGAUCCCCGCCCACCUGCUGCCCUGACACACACACACACACACACACACACACACACACACACACACACACACACCUACACUUGUGAGGACCAAUAAAUCAGGGACUCAUCCUGAUAUUAAUUGCAGAAAUAAACAGCUCUUUAAUAGACUGAGAAAAUUGAUUGAUUGUAAUUUUGAUCACUGUGGAGUCGACCGCUACUUCCGAACAAACUUUGUUCAUUGAUUGAUUUGAUUUAAAACUGUUUUGAUUUAAAAUGGAAUAACAAUAACAACUAGAAAAGUGCAGGUUCUGGGGAAACUGCGUGGGCAAGCUGGAGGACUGACCGAGGUGCUUGGGAGAGAAUCAUCUGAAAGUAGUGGUCAAAACAAUGUUUUUUUCCUCAAUGACAGUAAGUCUGAGCAGAAAAUAAAAUGUAUCAUGAGAAAGGCAAGGCUUUGGGCUUUCAAACUGUGUCAGAAUUAUUUUU
Messenger RNA from Myripristis murdjan (pinecone soldierfish), 954 nucleotides. Its product is annotated as protein CXorf40A. The transcript is spliced from 2 exons. The record is from RefSeq and is a predicted model, not a curated record. The coding region runs from base 45 to 512 and encodes 155 amino acids. Lineage: Eukaryota; Metazoa; Chordata; Actinopteri; Holocentriformes; Holocentridae.